AUGGUCGCUUUUGGUCCGCUAUUGGCCCCCUAUCCUCCACCUGGAGACGCGCCACGUAGCCUCGCUACUAACCGACUCGAGAUCCUUCAUAUGAGGGAGUUCCGUGGGGCAUUCUUCAUACAUGAAGAAAAAUUGGCGGCUUGUCCAACUUCCUAUAUGCACGCGAACAGGCAUUGUGUAGAUUUAAUGUUUAUCAAGGCUGUGUCACAGGGUCGGUCUCAAGCGACAAACAAACAAACUUGUUACCUGGAGGCCGCUAAACGUGUUGUCUUUGCGAUUUUCGCUUAG
This is a messenger RNA of Angiostrongylus costaricensis, 288 nucleotides long. The record is from the annotation of a GenBank genome assembly. Lineage: Eukaryota; Metazoa; Nematoda; Chromadorea; Rhabditida; Metastrongylidae.